GUUGUUUAGCACAUGUAAAAAUCACAAACUUUGCCAGUAAUUGACACAAUAUUUCUGCCCUUUUUCAAAGGUUUAGAGGAGACCUCUAAGAUGGCCUCUGCAGAAGUCAACUCUCCACUCCAGCUGAUGAGGAGCGUCAAAGAAGAGACAGAGGAGUUCAGCUUAGCUGACUCUCCAUCCCAGCUGAACAUAAAAGAAGAAGAGGGAGAAGAGUUCCCUGGGUCUCCAUCGCAGCUGAACAUAAAAGGAGAAGAGAGAGGAGAGUUCCCUGGUUCUCCAGAACAGCUGAACGUAAAUAAAGAGACAGAGCAGUUCCCUGGUUCUCCACCUCAGCUGAGGAGCUUAUAUGAGGACAGCGAGGAGAAUAGAUCUGGGCAUCAGCUCCACAGCGGUUCCAGUGGAGAGGAGUUUCGUGGAAAAACACAUUCUUCUGCCCUGACUACAGAGAGGCCGUACGUCUGCAGUCAGUGUGACCAGAGCUUUAAGAGAAAAGAUGAGCUCCAAAUCCACCAGCGUGUUCACACAGGGGAGAAACCAUUUUCAUGCACCGACUGUGGAAAGAGUUUCUCACAUUCUUCUAACUUCCACCAACAUCGUCGCGUUCACACUGGAGAGAGGCCGUUCCCUUGCAGUCAGUGUGACAAGAGCUUUAAGACUAAAGGAAGCCUCAACAAACACCAGCUCGUUCACACAGGGGAGAAACCAUUUUCAUGCAGUGACUGCGGAAAAACCUUUUCACGGCUGUGUAUCCUUCGCAAACAUUGUCUUUGUCACACUGAAGAGAAGCCGUAUGCUUGCAGUCAGUGUGACAAGAGCUUUAAGAGAAAAGCAGAGCUCCAAAUCCACCUGCGCGUUCACACAGGGGAGAAACCUUUUUCAUGCACCGAAUGUGGAAAGAGUUUCUCAGAGUCUUCUACCCUCUACAGACACCGCCGCGUUCACACUGGAGAGAGGCCGUACGUUUGCAGUCAGUGUGACAAGAGCUUUAAGACUAAAGGAAACCUCAACGCACACCAGGUCGUUCACACAGGGGAGAAACCAUUUUCAUGCAGUGACUGCGGAAAAACCUUUCCACACCUAUUUAUGCUUCGCAAACAUUGUCUUUGUCACACUGAAGAGAGGCCGUAUGCUUGCAGUCAGUGUGACAAGAGCUUUAAGACUAAAGGAAACCUCAACGCACACCAGGUCGUUCACACAGGGGAGAAACCAUUCUCAUGUAUCGACUGUGGAAAGAGUUUCUCAGAGUCUUCUAAUUAGGGAUGGGCAUAAUUAACCGAUUAACCGAUGAUUGAUCAUUAAACAUUUAGUCGAAGAAAUUAAUUUUCGCAGACGAACCGUUAAACAAAAACAAAACAAAAACUUGAAUGUAGGUUGUUCUGCCUUCCAUUUAAUUCCAUGCCUGAGUUUAGUUUCUCUCACGUAAAUCCUAUGGUGAAUACCGCCACCUAGUGGACUUUCUCGCGGUACUGCGCCUUAAGCGCAACUCUACUUCCUGGUUAGUUGCAGCCAGUUUUUUCAAGUGUUUUCUGCCGUAAAGCCACCGGACUUCAUCUCUCCCGCAAUUAAUAUCUUUUCACAUUUGAGCCUUGGACAAUAUAAGUCUGUAAGUGAUCAUUUUGUGUUGGAUUUUGUUUGUAACGAAAUUGCAUUGCUAUUUUGAGGUAAAUUUCGAUCUAUUUGGCUCUAGAAAUGAUGUUUUCUUUGCCUGGAAAUGUUGGCUAAUCUCAUUCUACUUUCGGUUAGAAAAUGACAAAGUGUACUGUAAUUACUGCAAUGUGAAUUACAAAUACAGUUAAUCGACAACGUCCAUGAUGUAUCACUUGAACACCGCGCAUCCAAGCCUUGUAAAAGACGGUGGUGAUUCAUCUCAACAUAGCCUCACCUCGAUGUCUGCACCGUUAUGUGCCUUCGUUGUUGGCUCGCAACUUGAAGCCUUUCAGGUUUAACUGUUCUUGUUAAUCACUUGACACUUGUGUUGUUAAUAAAACAAAUCCUCAAAGAAAAACAUGAUGUUUUUGAUGUAUUUUUGUUAUACAAGAGUAUAGGGCAUGGUGGGCCUAAAUGUGUGCUGUUUUUAAUAUAAAAAUGUUAAUGGUUAACCGAUUAUUAAUCAUUAAUUCUCCCGACGAUCGACGAAGAAAUUUUCACCGUAUGCCCAUCCCUACUUCUAACCUCCACAUACAUCGCAGCAUUCACACUGGAGAGAGGCCGUACGUUUGCAGUCAGUGUGACA
Engraulis encrasicolus (European anchovy) is the source of this 2233-nucleotide messenger RNA. RefSeq names its product zinc finger protein 239-like. Gene Ontology annotation, cellular component: nucleus. NCBI's taxonomy places the organism in Eukaryota, Metazoa, Chordata, Actinopteri, Clupeiformes, Engraulidae. Gene Ontology annotation, biological process: regulation of transcription by RNA polymerase II; urogenital system development; embryo development. The record is from RefSeq and is a predicted model, not a curated record. Bases 91 to 1257 code for a protein of 388 amino acids. The transcript is spliced from 2 exons. Gene Ontology annotation, molecular function: DNA-binding transcription factor activity, RNA polymerase II-specific; RNA polymerase II transcription regulatory region sequence-specific DNA binding.